Molecule: messenger RNA, 1911 nt
Organism: Blumeria graminis f. sp. triticale
Lineage: Eukaryota; Fungi; Ascomycota; Leotiomycetes; Helotiales; Erysiphaceae
Source: the annotation of a GenBank genome assembly
AUGGAGGAGGAAAGAUUGGUCGAACUCGAAUGUGUAGCUUCUAUAUUUCCAGAAAUUCAAUUAGAUCCGGAGAAUCCUUACAGUCUCACUUUAGAUUUGCCUGUUCAUCCAGUCAAGAGUAUCAAUACUAUCAUCACUUCAUGCGGGAGAAAAGAUUCCAGGGGUAUUAACUCAGAUAUUUCUAACGAGCAGAAGCCACUAGCUGUGUCAGCUCCAGUCGAACAAUUCAAACUUUCACAUCUGCCAUCACUUCGAAUUCAAAUUAUCUUACCUGAAGAAUAUCCGGAAAAAGCGCCACCAGAAGUCAAGCUAUCUAUGAGCAUACAAUGGCUCACAAAUAUAGAAAUAAAUGAUCUCAGAAAAAGCGCACAAAAAAUUUGGUCGCAAUACCAUGGUGUAAACGUCGUCUAUGAUAUCAUUGAUUCGUUGCAGCAAUUGGCUGACAACGCUUUUGGAUAUGCGCAAGAAGACAAAACAUUACAAGUCCAUGAGGAGAUGCGGAUACCACUUCUUGAUUUUAACAUAACGGAGAUACAGAAAACUUUUGGGCGAGCAACCCACUUCUGCGAUAUUUGUCUUGAUGCAGUUAAAGGAAGUCAAUGUCAUCAGAUGAUUGAUUGCGGCGACGUUUUCUGUAUCAAAUGUCUGCAGGAUUUUUACCAGAACGCCAUCAAAAUGGGUGAUGUUUUGUCUAUUCAAUGCCUUGCCCCAGACUGUGCUCUUAAAAAAAAGGGAUUUCUCCUCGCUUCUCAGAAACAGAAAAGGCUCAAAACACUUAGCCCCAGCGAACUAUUGCAGAUUCCCAUUGAUAAAAACUUAGUAGGUCGUUACGUAAAGCUUAAGCACAAAAUAAGGCUAGAAUCCGAUAAAAGCACAAUAUACUGUCCGAGAAAAUGGUGCCAGGGAGCUGCAAUAUCAAAAAAGUACCGGAAGCCGAACGAGACUGACUUUGAAAGUGACGAUGAUUAUAUCUCUGAAGAUAGUGCACCGUCAAUAUCUUCCACUUCUGGAGAUCUGCUAGCCAUAUGUGAAGACUGUGCGUUUGCUUUUUGUCGUCGAUGCUCGCAGGGCUGGCACGGCGAGCUCAUUAAAUGUACGCCAAAGAUUAUCUCUGGAGAAUUAUCUGAAGAAGAUAAGGCUUCUCUUGAAUAUCUCAAGCUACACACAACACCAUGCCCAACGUGUGCAGCGCCAUCACAGAAAACACAUGGCUGUAAUCAUAUGGUUUGCUUCAAGUGCAAUACACAUUUUUGCUACCUAUGUUCCGCGUGGCUAUUACCAGAAAAUCCAUAUAAACAUUACAAUUCAGAGGCAACGGGCUGCUAUAUGCGUUUAUGGGAGCUAGAGAUGGGCGACGGAGAUGACGUAGGUAUUGAGUUCAUUGGCGGAAGAAAUUUGCAUGAAAACAACAUGAUGGAUAUGCCGCAGCUUGAAGCAGAGCGCGCACAAAUAGCCUAUCCAGCAGUUGAAGUAGCCCAAAAUAAUCCUGAAGUUACUAUGCCACCUGGCCCCAUGAUGCAGACUGAGGUUGAAAUGGAAGCCCCCCUUGUAUUGAGGAUCAAUCGCAUUCCAGUUCCUGCUCAACCAUUGACUGUAAAUAUAGAGUCGGCGCAGCCACAACCUCCUCAUCAGAAUCGUAGACCCGAAAAUCAACGUAGACGAGGCCUACGCCAAGAUAUUCACUCCAACGUGCAAAAUAACACUGGUACGAAUCAGGGUGGAGUAGAUCCACUUCAAAAUGUUCCUCCAUUCCCAAAUCAAGCCGUUCGGAACCCAGCUGCACAAGACGAAGCACGCCAGAGAUGGAUUCAGAUGUUUGUAGGACUAGCGUUGAAUGAUGAAGAAGAUCAGCUGGAAUGGGACACAGAAGACGAGCAAGAUGCAGCGGCGUGGGAAAUACAGUCUCGAUAA